Messenger RNA from Sardina pilchardus (European sardine), 2174 nucleotides. RefSeq names its product zinc-binding protein A33-like. Gene Ontology annotation, biological process: protein ubiquitination. Gene Ontology annotation, cellular component: cytoplasm. The record is from RefSeq and is a predicted model, not a curated record. NCBI's taxonomy places the organism in Eukaryota, Metazoa, Chordata, Actinopteri, Clupeiformes, Clupeidae. Bases 247 to 1677 code for a protein of 476 amino acids. The transcript has 6 exons. Gene Ontology annotation, molecular function: ubiquitin protein ligase activity; protein binding; zinc ion binding.
GGGAACUGAGGUGGACGGACGGCUUCUCUCUGAACUCUAAAAAGGUAUGAGGGUGUAAAAUGCUUAUACUGCAUAAGUAAACAAACUGUUGAUAUUCCAGAUACAUGUAAUAGAAUCUGACUCUUGCGGAUUCAUUGUGGUGGUGUUUUCCUUUUCAGAGACUGGCAUGAUCCUCAAACUGUGAAUUUGAAAGUGAAAGCAAAGUAUGCAAACUGUAUAAACAACUAUAGCAAAAUAGAGACUACUAUGGCAUCUAAACCUUUCUCAGAAGAGGAUUUCACCUGUCCUGUGUGCUGUGACAUCUUCAAAGACCCUGUGCUGCUGUCAUGUAGUCACAGCUUUUGCAAAGCCUGUCUGCAGCAGUUCUGGGAGAGCAAAGGAUCCAGAGAAUGUCCAGUAUGCAGGCGAAGGUCGUCAAGGGAACGUCCUCCAUGUAACCUCCACUUAAAGAACAUGUGUGAGACUUUCUUACAGGACAAACAUCGGAGAGCUUCAGCAGGGUCUGAGGUGCUCUGCAGUCUGCACAGUGAGAAACUCAAGCUCUUCUGUCUGGAUGAUAAACAGCCUGUGUGUCUGGUGUGUAGAGACUCCAAAACACACAAACACCACAACUUCAGUCCCGUCAGUGAGGCUGCACCAGAUAUGAAGGAGGAGCUCAAGAUCAAACUGGAGCCCCUAACAAAGAAACUGAAGACCUUUGAAGAAGUUAAACUCCUCUGUGAUCAAACAGCAGCACACAUUAAGACUCAGACCCAGCACACAGAGAAGCAGAUGAAGAUGGAGUUUGAGAAGCUUCAUCAGUUUCUACGAGAUGAAGAGGCAGCCAGGAUAGCUGCACUGAGGGAGGAAGAGAAGCAGAAGACUCGGAUGAUGAAGGGGAAGAUUGAGAAGAUGAGCAGAGAGAUCUCAUCUCUUUCAGGCACAAUCAGAGCCAUAGAAGAGCAGAUGGGAGCUGAUGAUGUGACUUUUCUGCAGUCAUCCUUUAUUUUUCUCCAGAACUACAAGAGCACAGUGGAAAGAGCCCAGUGCACACUGCAGGAUCCAGAAAGGGUUUCAGGAGCUCUGAUCAAUGUGGCAAAGCACCUGGGCAACCUGAAGUUCAGAGUCUGGGAGAAGAUGCAGGAGACUCUUCAGUACACUCCUGUGACUCUGGAUCCCAACACUGCACACCCAUGUCACAUCCUGUCUGAGGAUCUGACCAGUGUGAGACGUGGUGAUGAGAAACAGCAGCUUCCUGAUAUCCCAGAGAGAUUUGAUAAGUGGGCCAGUGUGCUGGGCUCUGAGGGCUUUAACUCAGGGACUCACUGCUGGGAUGUGGAGGUUGGAGAGAACAUACGGUGGCAAGUGGGUGUGAUGACAGAGUCUCUCCAGAGGAAGGGAGACUACACCUCCAUGAGUGGAUGGUGGUGUGUGUUCUAUACUGGUGCUGCAUAUGGAGCAUGUGCUCCUCCUCAUGACUCCACUGUCCUCACAGUGCAGCAGAAACUCCAGAGGAUCAGAGUGCAGCUGGACUGGGACAGAGGAGAGCUGACAUUCUCUGACCCUGAUAAUAACACACACCUACACACUCUCACACACACUUUCACAGAGAGAGUGUUUCCAUACUUUAACUCUGGUAAAUUUCCAAUGACAAUCUUACCAGUGAAGGUCUCAGUUAGAGUAGAGCAGCCCAGUUAGAGCUGAUAGUGUCUCUGUGUGGACCAGAACUGAUCAGCAUGAGGAGAUGAAUCAGUUAGAGGAGACUCAGAGAGAAAACACCACUGUGGACGGAGAGAAAUCACCAGCAUCACACACACCCUCUUCUCCCAUGGGAUCAUUUGACAUUCAUUGUACACGCUCCACCUUUUUAAAUGUUGUGUAAGGGAUAAAGGUUUAUGACAUGUAAUGACGUAUGCAUCCAUCAGAGUCUGCUUCAGAGGAAUGGAACAGCUUUGUGUUCUGUCAGCACCUGAUCAGGUGUGAGCAAUCAGGUGAUGACUGGUCUGAUGGUCUCGUAGCACCCAAAGGCUGUUGCACUGCCACUGCAAGGCCAGCAGGGGGCAGAGUGCCACAGCAUAGCAGGCAUGAUGAGGGGGUGGGAUGAGAGGCAAAGACACAAUGGGGCAACAUGUACUGUACAGUGUGUUGAUGAUGACCCUGCUCAUAGGCUUCAAUGUGAAUACAUGAAUAAUAAA